AGUAUCUCAGGCAGUUGUGGAAAGGAGGACGGUGUUGACGUUUCCUUCCAGUGCAACUCCAGCCCUGGCACCGCGCUCAUCUCAAAGCGCUGGGGAACGCGAGGGAACUUGCCGAGGAAACCUUUAGUCUGAGGAUUUAGCGCUUGAAAGCAGCCAUUCAGCUAUGGAUGCGGGACUCACGCCGUGGGCUGGAUACGUUUACAUUUUGACCUGGUUGUUUACUGUGGCAGCUGCAGAUACAGUAUUGAUCAAAGCAGAACCGUCAGCUGUGGAAUUUGGACAUCCUUUGAUAGUGAACUGCAGUUCAUCUUGUGUAGCAACAAGUAUAUUAAUGGAAAGAUUGGGAGGACAGAAUGAAACAAAACAAUCUCAGUGGGUGGCACAUUCUUACUCAACAAUUCUGUCGUGGUCUCUUGUAAUGUAUUGCACUGCGAGGUGCUCAUCUAAGGAAAAGGAUCGCCUGAACACAACAAUUCCUGUCUACAAUCGAGAGUUGAACAUUACUUCCCCUCCUGAAGUGUUGGAAAUUAAUACAACAUAUAGCCUGGAAUGCACUGGCCCCAGGGUCGAUCCUAUCAAUAAGCUAAUUCUCAAAUGGCAAAGAGGAAACAAGAUCAUCGAGACCAAUUCUACAGAAGAAAUUAGUAUCUCGCAUGAGGAUAAACGAUUAAGGAAUGUCUUACAAUUUACUGCAAGGACUACGGACGAUGGACAGGUUUACACCUGCGUGGCGGAAGUAGACCUAGGCUCCAACACCACUUUGCAAAUCACAAACUCCUCCGUGACCUUGCAAACUUACCGUGAACCCCGAAGCACAAUGAUAUCAGUAAAUAACCAAAGCUCCUCAGAGUCUCCAGUGCAUGUGGCUAGUGGGGACAACAUCACCUUAGUCUGUGACACACUGGGGAACCCAGAGCCAACAAUAAAAUGGGAAUACCCUGAAAGUACCAACAUUGCAAACUAUUCUUCCGCAGUCUAUAUUUCUGAAGCCACGACGGAAAAUAAUGGAAUAUACAAAUGUACAGCUAGUAAUAAAUAUGGAGCUGAUGAGAACAAAGUGGAGAUCAAAGUGAAAGAUAAAUCGGCGAUCAUCAUAGGAGUAAGUGUAACGGCACUGGCCACAGCAACCCUUGCAAGUGGGGCUGUUAUUUAUUACUUGUACCAAAAGGCUCAGAAAUCACAAGAAUACAAAGUACAGAAUGCAAAGCCUCACAACAAUCCACAGGUGCUCAGCGGACAGUAAAACCAGACAAUUAUCACUCCAAAGGAAUAUGAAAUAUAAACUACCAAGAACAAAAUAGGGAAGCAGUUUGUGUUUAUUGGAAAUUAUCACUUGCCGAUCUCUCCAGACAUGAUUUUGAUGGGAUUUGCACAAUUAUUCUUCCAUCUGUCUGCUUUAAAAGCCAUCGAGAUAAAUUAUAAAGAUGUCUUAAAACUGAUAUCUUGGCUGCCUCUCCUCAAUCAUUAUUGCUGUAUGUUGCGAAAUGGUUAGAAUAAAUAAUUGUUUAGCGGGA
Molecule: messenger RNA, 1514 nt
Organism: Amblyraja radiata (thorny skate)
Lineage: Eukaryota; Metazoa; Chordata; Chondrichthyes; Rajiformes; Rajidae
Product: intercellular adhesion molecule 2-like
Exons: 6
Coding region: 164-1243 (359 amino acids)
Biological process (GO): cell adhesion
Cellular component (GO): plasma membrane
Molecular function (GO): integrin binding
Source: RefSeq, a predicted model, not a curated record